Acanthaster planci (crown-of-thorns starfish) is the source of this 3734-nucleotide messenger RNA. RefSeq names its product thiamine pyrophosphokinase 1-like. Lineage: Eukaryota; Metazoa; Echinodermata; Asteroidea; Valvatida; Acanthasteridae. Gene Ontology annotation, biological process: thiamine diphosphate biosynthetic process; thiamine metabolic process. The record is from RefSeq and is a predicted model, not a curated record. Gene Ontology annotation, molecular function: thiamine diphosphokinase activity; ATP binding; thiamine binding.
GACUACAGCUAGCCAUGCUCGAAUAGAUCAUGCGUCGUGAUUCGUAUAAAUGAAUAUCACUGAUGCAAAGCCGGUUAUUCACAAAAGCACUUUCAAUUCCCUAACUAAAAAUGCCCGGCAUUCCGAAAGGAUUGUUACGAUUGUGUCGGCUGGGGGGGAAAGGGGGUCGAGGGCCGACAGUUAAUCUGCGUAACAGUCAAAAGGCAAGUCAUGAAUCUGAGGCGACAAAAGAUUUGGCCAACGGGGCAGCAGCUAGUUUUAUGCUGGAUAGAGCUGCAAAACAGGACUCGAACAGUGAGGCGGACGAUCCAUCGACGAGCGGUACAUCUGCGGGCAUGGCAUUUUCUUGUGUUUGGCGGCCGCUAGCUUGUUUUGAGAGACAGCACAAUGAUUUGAAGUUUGCAUUGAUUCUGCUAAAUCAGCCCCUGACUGAGCUACGGCAACAGCUCAAACUUGUAUGGAGUCGAUCAGUCCUGAAGGCUGCGGCAGAUGGUGGCUCAAAUAGACUGUAUGAGUGCAUGAUGGGAAAUCAUCAGAGCUAUAUCCCAGAUUUAGUAACGGGAGACUUUGACUCGAUAAGACCAGAAGUUCUUCUUUACUAUCAGAGACGGGGAGCAAAAAUAAUUGAAACCCCUGAUCAGAACUACACAGAUUUCACCAAGUGCCUAAGGAUCGUCCUGGAUACGCUAGAGUGCAAUACCCUCAAGGUUGAAGCUGUAGUGGUGCUUGGCGCCAUGGGUGAGCGAUUUGAUCAGACCCUUGCCAGUGUGAACACGCUGUACGAGGCCAACAUCAACAGUGAGCUUCCUGUGUAUCUCCUUGCUGACAGAUCACUGGCAUGUCUACUCAGGCCGGGGAAACAUGUGAUUGAGGUCAACACGGGCCUUGAAGGCCCUUGGUGCGGUUUGAUCCCCAUUGGCAACAAGUGCCGACAAGUUACUACCACCGGGCUGAAGUGGAACCUAGACCACCAGCCGAUGCAGUUUGGAGGGCUGAUCAGUACGUCCAACACUUAUGCCGAGGGGACUGAGACAGUGACUGUCCAGACUGACCAGCCGCUACUCUGGACAAUGGGAUUCAAGGAUGACUUAUCUGUGCCCAAUACCAAGAAGUCAGACUCCUUUUAGGCAACAAUUCAUAUGUACCAAAUUCCUGGGAGCUAUUGUGCAAAUUUGGCAAGCAAAGUGAGAGUGUUGCUUUGCCAAAACAGGUCUUUCAUCACAUGGCUGUGGUAUUCUGUGUUUACAUAUCUUGUUUGCUGGAAUUCCCAAGUUUGUGUACAUUUCUUUAUAUUUAAAAGCCCCUUGAAUUUUGGUGAAAACAAAAAAAUGAAGAAAAAUUAAGGAAAGAAUUGUUGGGGUGACAUUCUCGCGGUUGGCAUGAUAUCAUUGCAGACGUUUAACACGCGGCAAAAGGGCAAAUGUACCCCUCUUGCUAUUCAAUAAUUCUCGGAUGUCCGACUGCAAUAAUUAAAAUCAUUAACAACAUCCGCUAUGGUCCCCGGGUUGUGGUGUAAAAUGCAGGUCACUGAUUUUGGCCUGGCAUUCUCUGGUAUGUCAGGACACUCAGGGAACAUUGAAAAGUUUGCUUUGGGAAAACCUGUGGGUUAAAAUUCCAUUACAUAAUGGACGAACUUGCAUAAAAUUAUGAAAACCUGCCUUUGAACCAAAUGAAGUUUGACAAAAAACUUGUCUGCACUUUCCAGGUAUGAUGUUUAACCUGUUCUGGUGUUUGGAACGUUUAAUUUCGUAAUCACAUGUCACAAAUCAUGCAGUGCUGUACAAUCUUUUUUUCCCCUCACAUUUGCUGGGUAAUAGUCAGACCAGUGUGUCACACUUUGAUGUAGCAACUCAAGAAAGCUAUGGUAGCCUUGGUUUGUGUGCUAGAGUGGGCCUUUGGGUUGCUUUGGCAUCCAUUUGAAAGUCUGGGCACUUUUUUGGCAUGGCACUACUCAGCCAGUGCAGUGUUUCCUUGGUCAUGUUACAAACGAAAGUGAUUGGGCCUCUUAUUUUUUCACAGGUGACAUGACCAUUGAAAACUGAAAUAUGUUAAAAUAAUUAAACAAAAUGCUCUAGAAGAAAAAAAGUUAAUGGAAAGCAUUUUUGAUAUAUAUUUUAUUUUGAUGGUAUAUAAAAAAUUUCAGACAAAUUUCCUGAAAACAUGAUAUAUCUCCUGCUAGACGUAAAGCACAUGUUCAUAUUUGUCAUGUCUGUAUCAGAGAAAGAUUUUACUAGUUUAUUUUAUCCUAAUAGGGGAUAUUUUUACACAACAGGGUUGCAAGUUAAAUACUUGAGUAUGUUUUCCAUUAUGCUAUUUGUUAUUUUCUGUUUUAAGAUCCACUUUUGAAUUGUGGCACUUCAGACAGAUUCAAGUGUUGUCCACAAAAUAAAAAUUGCUGCUUUACAACUAUUAAAACCGGUCAAACAAUCAGGGCCAAAUUUCAUUGCACUGCCAAGGACACGAUUUCACACUUACAGAGGUUCCAUGUAUUUCAUGAAUACAGGAAGCAGUAAGCACGGCAAAAGGCAUGCUUACCUUGGAGGAAAAUUUUGCUUUAGGUAGUGACAAAUCAAUGGAAAUCUCUCUAAGCCAACUGUUAAGCAGCCACAUGAAAUGGGCCCUGAUGUCAACUUUACAUUAAAGCUCGCUCAAACAGUCAGGUUUCCUGAAUACAGUAUUUGCCAAGGAGUAAGGGGUCCAAUCAAAAGGAGCUGGAGUACCAUGUGACUUCACAUUUUCCCUGAGAUAGACAUGGGCAAGCUUUUUGUCAGCAAGCUCACAUCAUAUGUUGUAAGCCAAGGGUAGGGCUCAUUGUCACUGAACAGUGAAUUUUUAUCGACUGCCAUGCCAGUCACCACUUUUACAGUUGUUGUUAUUGUUCCAAUCCAGUAUUGGAUGCUAUAGCUCUCUGGUUUUGUCUGACUUCUGCCAUUUGUAAAGCUUCAAAGGCUUGCCUACUGGGCCCAAUUUCACGGCAUUGCUAAGCACUAAAGUUUACGCUUGCAGAGACUCUUGUGUAUUUCAUGAAGAUUGUAAGCAGUAUUCACAACAAAAGGCAUACUAACCUCAGAGGGUGAACUUGCUUAACUGAGUGAAGUAACAAUAGAAAUCUCUGCGUGCGUGCAACUGGAAGCCCAAUCACGCCAAGCCAUAAAAUAGAGCUUAAGGUUAGCAACUUUUUCUGGAAUAAGCACUUUUCUGCUGUUAAGCAACUCUGUAGAAUUGGGCCCUAUUAAGUGCCGUGCGUGGCACCGUGGUCUUGCCUCAUAACAGUGACAGUGCACACCAGAUCGUGUGUCAUUGAGAGCGCCCUGUAUUUGUCCCAUGAAAUGGGUCUGUUAACCUGUGACUGAUAUAUAUAUAUAUAUAAACUUUAUGUAAGUGUACUAUAUUACAUGUAGUCUCCAAAACCUCAGGGAAUUUUGUAGCACAAUAAAAUGCAUUUUGAGAAUCUUAACUUGUGACAAAACAGUAGUACAUGUGUAUUACUUUGGUUAACCAAUGCAGCAUUUCUGGUGGGACGUGGUUUUUAGUUAAAAGGUUGCACCAUAUGUGUUAGUGCUAAGGUUUUGUUAAAGUAAUUCUCAUCAAUCCAGAUGAUUCAACUUUGUACUUUUUGAUUUGAAUGCUUAAUAACCGGCUACUUUUGGUGUCAUUUGUUCCUGGUUGCAACUACAUGUACUUGUCAAUAUCUGAACAGACACAAAUAAAGCAUCAAUUGAUUUUCUGACAGA